Messenger RNA from Melanaphis sacchari, 463 nucleotides. Its product is annotated as 40S ribosomal protein S28. Gene Ontology annotation, biological process: maturation of SSU-rRNA; ribosomal small subunit assembly; translation. Bases 151 to 348 code for a protein of 65 amino acids. Gene Ontology annotation, cellular component: ribosome; cytosolic small ribosomal subunit. The transcript is spliced from 3 exons. Lineage: Eukaryota; Metazoa; Arthropoda; Insecta; Hemiptera; Aphididae. The record is from RefSeq and is a predicted model, not a curated record. Gene Ontology annotation, molecular function: structural constituent of ribosome.
AUGUGCGGUUCAGACAAUUGUGUUUUGAGGUUAUCAUUCUAUCUCUAGUCUAUAUUUUCAAUAUUUUGAAUUUUGAUUUCGGUUUUUUUGCUAAAACAAUUUCAAAUUCAAAUAUUUCUACUUUAUUUGUCAACUGAGGAUUUUAAAAAAAUGGAUAAACCAGUAGUAUUAUCGAGAGUUUUGAAGGUUUUGGGCAGGACAGGAUCGCAAGGUCAGUGUACGCAAGUUAAAGUGGAGUUCAUUGGCGAACAAAAUCGUCAAAUCAUAAGAAACGUUAAAGGACCUGUCCGUGAAGGCGAUAUACUUACACUCCUCGAAUCUGAAAGAGAAGCAAGAAGACUUCGAUAACAUUUUUAAUGCAAGUAUAUUAUCUUGAAUAUGAAGUAAAGAAGAUUAAAAUCACAGAAACAAAAAAAAAUGUAAUAACAUAAAUACAACAAAAUAAAUACAUGCAUUAAAAAUA